Cyclopterus lumpus (lumpfish) is the source of this 1228-nucleotide messenger RNA. RefSeq names its product F-box only protein 48. Gene Ontology annotation, cellular component: SCF ubiquitin ligase complex. Bases 206 to 688 code for a protein of 160 amino acids. Lineage: Eukaryota; Metazoa; Chordata; Actinopteri; Perciformes; Cyclopteridae. Gene Ontology annotation, molecular function: protein binding. The transcript is spliced from 3 exons. Gene Ontology annotation, biological process: SCF-dependent proteasomal ubiquitin-dependent protein catabolic process. The record is from RefSeq and is a predicted model, not a curated record.
UGUGUGUGGCCACAAAAGUGUGUGCGAUUCAUCGGACGGUGACCCUUUUCACACGCAUGCGCACAUUGUCAGAAACUGCCCGGUGACGUAGGUCUUUGCGUGUAAACAACCCGUCUAGACAUUUAAACUGUCAGCUGUCAGAGAGACGCGGAGCGACGGUCCACCGCCCGGCCGUCUCCAACUGUCGGGACUCCCGACCUCCGCCAUGCAGCAUGACCCCACGACGAGGACCUCGCCCGUGUUUGUCGUCUCGAAAAGAAGGGCCUCCCUGAUGCCCGACGCCGACGCCGACGCCGACGCCGACGCCCCCGGAAAAAACUUUGCCGAGACGCUGCCGACGGAAAUGAGCGUGAAGAUCUUCGGCGAGCUGGACGCCGGGAGCCUGUGCAGCGCCUCGCGGGUCUGCAGGCUGUGGCACCGCAUCAUCGAGGGGAGCGACCAGGUGUGGAGGAGGCCGUGUCUGCCGGUCGCAGCCGUCUGUCAGAGGGAGGUCGACGGCGACAGGAGAGACGGCCUGACCUGGAAGGUCACGCUGGUGAAGAACUACACCCGCAGCUGUGUGAAGAGGGACUGGCUGAGAGGUCGCUACAGCCACGUGAGGUCAGCGGGGGAGCUGAUCGGCAGGAAGAUGGCGCCGCUGGACGCUGAGACCUGGGGGGAGAUCCUGCAGGCCGAGCUGGACCGAUGAGCGACGGCGUCCGAGGAUUUUAUUCGAAGCACCUCAGGCACUUUGAGUGCCUGAUUUUUAAAAGAAUUUUUGACUCUAAUAUAUUUGAAGUUGUGUCCCCUGCCUUCGCCCUAUGUCAGCUGGGAUAGGCUCAGCGCCCCCGGCGACCCUAAUGAUGAUAAGCUGUAUUGAAAAAUGGAUGGAUGGAUGGAUAUUUGAAGUUUGCAAAUACACACAAACAAUUGUACAUAGUUUUUUUUAAGAAAAAAAAAAAAAAAAAAGAUCAUGGAGGGCACAAAAUUGACAUUUUGAGUGAAUUAAUUUAAGUAAUUUCAUAUUUUUUAUGUAAAAAUGGCUGAAAAUCACAUCUUUGUGAAGCGUGUGAUGCAGUUUUUGUUGUUUGAAAAGUUCAUUCAACUCUCACCAGCUUUUUUUAUGCUGUUUUCAGUGGAGGUGCAUUUCAUUUUUCUUUAUCAUGUCGACGGAUGUGUCUUUACACCGGAGGACAAACCACAACAAAGCUAUAGCUGCUCGACAAAAAUAAAAUGAUAAAACACUGCA